Messenger RNA from Bradysia coprophila, 3392 nucleotides. Its product is annotated as transmembrane protein 216-like. Lineage: Eukaryota; Metazoa; Arthropoda; Insecta; Diptera; Sciaridae. The record is from RefSeq and is a predicted model, not a curated record. Gene Ontology annotation, cellular component: ciliary transition zone. Gene Ontology annotation, biological process: non-motile cilium assembly.
GCCUAUACCAACCUGAAAAAUUUUACACAGUAGAAUUGUCAUUUUAUACCGAGAGAGAGUAGACAGGUGUAGCGCGUUUUUUUAUUUAUUUAUUUAUAUGGGCAAAUUUGAAAGUUGUUACAUUUUAUGUAUGGUAUAACGAACUAAGCCAGCCAAACGAAAACUUACUAUGGUGAACGUUAGCCUGUCGUACGAGAUCCUACUGUACCUAAAUUCAUUCUAUUUCGGUAUGUUUGGCAGUUGCGAAUUCGCAAUGGGAGUUUUGAAGGCAAUAAACUCGUCCUACUUGAAAUAUACACCCCAGCAACUGCAGCAGGACGUCUGUAUACUGGUUGCAACACUAAUAUUAGAAACGAUUCGAGUCUAUUUGGGGAGGAAAGGUUCUCUGAGCGAACACGGAUGGCACGUUAUAGUGUCCGUUAUACUGACAAUACCUUGCGGGAUGGGAACGUAUUACCUUUUAUUUAUACAGUUUAUGCCACUGAAAUUGGAAGCGAUUCUCUGUGGCUUAAUGUUAGCCCUACAGAUCAGCGAACUGUUAUACGGAAUCAUUUUUAUGUUUCAAUCCUGCCGUCCCACCGUUUAUACUUAAGUGAAAUGGUUUUCAAGUACGUGAAUCAUGACCUAAUUACGCAAUUGUAACGAGUGUCAGAGCAUGAAGAGGAAAAUUUCAUUUUUGUUCUAUUUUUCCGAGGCAAAAUAUUGUAGAUGCUGAGUGCCCGUGGUUCACGUAUACAACGUUUUUUCUUGCAUGAUUCCAGUAGCGAAACGAAUGCGACAAACGACUAAAGGCGUGGGGUAAUUUGGCACACGGUGCUAAAACAACGCAUUUUUCAACUAUGUAAAAGAUGAAGUCGCACACGAUUUUUCAAUACUAAAAUUUUGUAAAAGGAGUCAUUAAGUCGAUGACAUGGCUAAAAAGCAUUUGCAGCAACCAACUUGCGUAUGCGAGUUCACCGUUUACGUAGUUUAAAAGUGCGUUCUUUUGGCACUGUGUGCCAGAUUUCCGAUACCAUUUUGACCAAGGUUCUGAAAGAACAAGUAAAGACAGCCACGAAGACGGUAUACACCGAAAUUAAUAAACGCACUUAGUAGAGAUUGGGUGUGAAAACUUGAGCACUUGAAGAAAAUGUUUUUUAAGAAAAUUCGAAUUUUCGUUUUUGUUAAGUUGCCCUUUUCAUAAAAAUUUCGCAGCCGUUGACACAAAUUAUGUGUCACCGCCUUCGUGUUCAGAGUUUUCUUAACCUGUUCUUUGAGAACCUUGAUUUUGAAAUCGAUUCGAUUUCUUCUUGAUGUAAGAACUACUACUGGAACUAUGCAAAAAAACAUCAUUUCACACACCGACCGAAGUAGACCAAAGAUUUAUUGCCUUAAAUUAAUAGACAAAAAAACUUAUACAAAUUAAUUGACAAACUAAAAAAAAUUUCGGCUUUUUUGAGCAUUUAAAUUUUGAACAGACAAAACGAUCUAUUUUCUAAACUAAUGACUGAAUUUCUAUCCAGUGUGUGCCUAAUCGAUCAAAUUAACACGUCCACUUUAAAUUGUUUUUUUUCCCUAAAAAGUCCUAUUGUAGUGUUAUAAGUGGAUUUUUAACUUCAUAUCCAGAGAACAGAUGGCGGUCAGAAGCAACGCCAUCUAUUAUCAUCUCUAUGACUUCAUUAGACGAAUGCGUUAUGGACACGGAUACUUAAUUUGACUGUAAACAAGUGCACUAAAGGCUCAACUAAUUGAUAUCAGAAGCAGUGCGAUAAAAUGUUCUAUACCAGGAGUUAAUACUUACUUCUGACAUCGAGCUGCAAAGUAAAGUACUUUAUUGUAUACGCGAUGAUAAAUCUCACUUUAACUGCAAUUUUUUGACACGGUAAAUGUGACAACAACGGUUGUUAAAAACGUAAUACAUAUCGUGCACCCAAUAAAGUACUUAGAAGUUCGAGAAAGAUUUACUGCACUCAGAGAAAUGUUAGGUUGGUACAACACAUGCGACGAUAUAGCUGUCAUUUACAUGUUCCUUCCAUUCCUGCUAUCUCGCCACAUGUAUACCAAUUUAACAUUUCUCUGACUGCACUCUAAAGUGGUGACAGGUGCAGCUAUCAUAUAUUCACACCGAAGUGUUUUAUGUUUUAUCGGCUAAUUAUGUGUGGUAGUUUCGUCGAAAUCCUACAACAACGAACCUCACCCCACAUAAGUCACUGUUUACCGACAACAAAAAUAUAGCUAACAUUUGCCACAUAUCAAGAGGCCCCGACAAAAAAGCUCUCAAAAUAGAUCAAGUGUGAGUAACUGUAAGCCCGAACGCUGACACCAUCGAAAACCCUAACCUCAACUCUUUGAAAAAAAAAAUGGAAUUUUUGAGCUUUCACUUAAUUUUGUGUUUUGUCCGGAUCUAAAAACGUUAAAAUUCAGAUUUCCGAUGCCUGCUCAUUUUCGCCGCAUAUAUUAUCAGGUUGGUUAGGUAUUCUGUCGAUGAUUUUUGACAUUCCGAAUAACCUUCGACCUGAUCUAUAAGUGUGGUGAGUUGAUCAUGCAGGCGGUGAAACACAAAGUUUGACAAUUUAGACAUAUUACAGAUUGUGUAAAAUGUCAACUUGAUAAAAAAAAAAUCUUCAACUUUUCUUUUCGCACAAUCUUUAAUGAGUUUAACAAAACGUGGCUAAAUUGUCAAGAUUAGUGUUUCACCCGCCGUCGUAAGUGUCUUAACCUGUUCUUUCAGAACCAGGUGCUAGUGUUAGCUUCGUGCGAAUUACAUUUUUCUCAUGAUUCGCUUCACAUGCACGAAGCCAAGGCUAGAGACCACUGUCUGUUGGGGCGUGUGAAAUAAUGUUAGCGAUUGUUGUUAACAUCGUCAGACUAUUCGAAACGAUGUUAUAUCAAUGAAAUUUCAUUUUUCUUAUAAUUCGCCAAUUGUACAUGUCACCUUUUUGCAUUUAUGUAUUCAUAUUACCGCCUUGUUUAUGAACAAGCCACUUUAUAGAUUAUGUCACUAACGUAACCUUAUCUCAUCUGCGCACAUACAUUUGCAUUUUCUUCUUAUUUUCAUUUUAUUAACAAAAUCUAAUCACAAAAGCGAUAAAUUUCCGUCAUUUUAUAUUGGAAGUGUUAUCAAAUUAUCGAUUUACAUUAUUAAUAUAAUAUCGACAUACUAUUCAAAGAGUGCCCUUAUUAACUUAGAGUUAUAUGAAACGAAGAAGCCUUAUGAUAAUAAUAAAAACUUGUUCAAAAUUAGAAUAAUAUUUUUUGAAUAUGAGAAUGAAUUUCUUUUUUUUGUAAUUACACCAGAGAAAUGAGAGACGUGUUGUCUCUUACUCGGCUCCCAGCCAAGAAGCGCCGUUUUUCAUUUCUCUGAAUUACACCCAAUAAGUUAACAUUUUUUCGAUGAAAUUGUGCUUUUAGCU